AUGGCGAACCCAAACCAAUCCGUCCGGACAUGCAUACUAAAAGUCGAUUUAAAGUGUUGCACCGGUUGCCAAAAGAAAGCAAGCACAAGGCUACAGAGUCUCUUUGGCGUAACCGCAGCGGAGUAUAACGCAGAAAAAGGGCUCAUGACAGUCACAGGCGACGUAAAACCGAUGGCUCUGGUCAAUAAACUAACCAAAUGUGGCAGAAAAACAGAGCUUGUGUCAGUGAACUACAAGCUUGACGAUCUCAUCAGUGAUGAAGAAGAAGAAGAAGAAGACGACACUUCUGAUACAUCUUCUUCUUCCGACACCAGUUCAGAACAUGAUCCUAAACCCAUGAAACGUGAGACCCAAGUAAAAAAUCAUGAUUCUAAACCCAUGAAACGUGAGGCCCAAGUAAAGACGGCAAUGAAGACGAAGAAGAAGGAGGGAAUACUAAGAAAGUAUCUUCUUUUAGGGUGUUGCAGAAGCAAACCAAAGGUUGUUCAGCCUUUUAUACAGAACCGUGUCUGGCAAGGCUCAUCGAGGUUUGGGAGUGGCCCUCCUCCAUUUCAGAUGAUGCAAGCACAAGGAUUACGUCCGAUGAUGAUGCAACAACAACAACAACAACCACAAGUUCCGAUGACAGGAGCAGCAAUGCAAUACAAUAAUAUGCCCUGGUAUUGGCAAGGUCAACCACCACAACAUCAACCUUAUUACAUGUCAAGGGAGCAACCCAAGGUCGGCCCGGUUGACGUUGGUCUCCAUUACCAGUGA
Messenger RNA from Eutrema salsugineum, 756 nucleotides. RefSeq lists its product as uncharacterized. Bases 1 to 756 code for a protein of 251 amino acids. The record is from RefSeq and is a predicted model, not a curated record. Lineage: Eukaryota; Viridiplantae; Streptophyta; Magnoliopsida; Brassicales; Brassicaceae. Gene Ontology annotation, molecular function: metal ion binding. The transcript is spliced from 3 exons.